AUGACAGCGAAUUAUAAAAGGAAGUCUGGAAGAGAUAGAAUCAGUAACUUGCCAGAACACUUAAUAGCCUCAAUCAUAGAGCGUCUCCCUAUUCAAGAUGCUGUAAGGACAUGCAUUAUAUCUAAAAAGUGGAGGUACAUAUGGACCGAAAUGAGGAAGCUGGUUUUUGAUAACAAGUUCUCAAACAAAUUUGCAAAAAAUGGAGCUUUUGGUGGGUUUAUAAGUAUCAUAAAACAAGUCUUGACCCUUUCCAAAGGUCCUAUCUUGAAAUUUUCAAAAAACGGAGCUUUUGGUAGUAAUGAGUUUAUAAGCAUCGUAAACCAAGUCUUGACCCUUCACAAAGGUCCUAUCUUGAAAUUUCAUCUCCAUAUACCAAACAUAUUUCUUGAUAGCUUCGAAGAAGUCGAUCAAUCGAUGUUACUCUUAUCAAGAACCGGAGUCAGGGAACUCAUUCUUGAUAGUUCAAAUCGAUGUUAUGAACUUCCUUCUUACGUGUUUUCUUGUCUAGAAUUGACAAGGUUGAUACUAUACAACUGUUUCUUUAACCCACCACUUAAGUUUGAAGGAUUUCUCAAUCUUGAAGAACUUAUUCUCCGUCAUAUUGAUUUUGGAGCUAACUUGUGUGGAACUAAGAUCAACUUACCACGACUUAAGAACUUGUCUCUGGGUUAUUGCAAAAAUGUUUACAAUUUGAAAAUCAAGGCUACAAAUCUCUUCCGUUUGGCUAUCACUGCUUGUCCCGAUGCGAUGUUGGCCACAAUGUUAAGUAAUUCUAAAGUUAAACGUUUUUGUAUCGACGCUCAGUUUCUCAAGACAUUGACUCCAGAGAAUAUUCCAAAGUGGCUUCAGCAGCCGGACAAUAGUUUAAGGUAUUUGUGGUUCCGAAAAUUUCAUCUUGUUGACGUGGAUCAACUUCGUGGUGCUCUUUGUUUGCUUCGGAACUCACCAAAUAUAAAGACACUGGGGAUGUAUCUGGAGAAGUUAUUUCAGAAGCCUCGAGUUAACAUAGGACCUGCUUCAAGUAUUUUGGAAUCUCUAAACUGCUUGGACUAUAAAUUGUAUCAGUUGCAAAAUGUUGUUAUAACAUCUAUAGAAGGAUCAAAACCAGAAAUGCUUUUCAUAAAGCUUCUUCUUUCCCAUUCCCCUUCUCUCGAAAAGGUUACCAUUAGACCAAGUGGAUCUUCUAGUGUUCAAGAAAGACUUGACAUUGCGAAGGAUGUUAUGUGGUUCCCUCGAGCCUCACCAAAAGCCAAAAUUAUCUACUCGAAUCCGUAA
Molecule: messenger RNA, 1275 nt
Organism: Lactuca saligna
Lineage: Eukaryota; Viridiplantae; Streptophyta; Magnoliopsida; Asterales; Asteraceae
Source: the annotation of a GenBank genome assembly